This is a messenger RNA of Pygocentrus nattereri (red-bellied piranha), 980 nucleotides long. RefSeq names its product RNA polymerase II, I and III subunit H (gene polr2h). NCBI's taxonomy places the organism in Eukaryota, Metazoa, Chordata, Actinopteri, Characiformes, Serrasalmidae. The transcript is spliced from 6 exons. Gene Ontology annotation, biological process: DNA-templated transcription. The record is from RefSeq and is a predicted model, not a curated record. Gene Ontology annotation, molecular function: DNA-directed RNA polymerase activity. Bases 368 to 820 code for a protein of 150 amino acids. Gene Ontology annotation, cellular component: RNA polymerase III complex; RNA polymerase I complex; RNA polymerase II, core complex.
AUGGUUGCGUAGCCGUAAAGCGUCAACAGUGAAACGCGUGUUCCUUUGCGGAGCUGAAGUUAAACGAAUUAAAUUUAUUAAUCUUUAUUUUUUUGAAGUUUAUUCACUUCAUCGCGGUAUUUAAACACGUUUGCCCCGCUGACGCGACAGCGGAGAGGUUCAGUGACGUAAGUAGGGCUUUAUUUCAUCCCCAGCUGGACGAGCAGCGUGAAAAGCCGGCUAAGCUAAAGCUGCUAACCGGGCAGUUAAUUGGGUUUUAUUAAUAUUUUGAACAGUUUCUCGAUUAAGGAACCGCUCGAGGGUGAAGCACCGAGUGCUGUGAGACUCGUGGGACCUUCCCUGGACAGACGGGCGAAGCUCUGCAGGAAUGGCUGGAAUUCUGUUUGAGGAUAUUUUUGAUGUGAAAGACAUCGAUCCAGAUGGGAAGAAGUUUGACAGAGUGUCUCGACUUCACUGCGAGAGCGAGUCUUUCAAAAUGGAUCUCAUCCUGGAUGUGAAUACUCAGAUCUAUCCUGUUGAUCUCGGUGAUAAGUUCAGGUUAGUAAUAGCCAGCACACUGUAUGAGGACGGCACUCCAGAUGAUGGAGAGUACAACCCUCAGGACGACCGACCGUCCAGGGCGGAUCAGUUUGAUUAUGUGAUGUACGGGAAGGCGUAUAAGAUCGAAGGUGAUGAGACGUCCACUGAAGCAGCGACACGACUAUCUGCGUAUAUAUCCUAUGGUGGUCUCCUCAUGCGACUACAGGGGGACGCCAACAACCUGCACGGGUUCGAGGUGGACUCCAGGGUCUAUCUACUCAUGAAGAAACUUGCGUUCUAAGAGACGCUGCCUCAUUCUGCCCAGAGGAACGGCAUCGCCCUCUGGUGGGAGCUCUUUGUAUUAAGAGCUGGAAAAGUUCGCCUUCUCUUCUUUCUAUGUUUUAAGUUUGGAUAAACGAGAAAUGCUAAUUAUGUAAAUAAAACUGUUUUUAUAAGUGCGA